CGGCUAAACAUAAAAGAUAGAAGGAUCGCAAGCUCCGAAAAAUAGGAGAUAUAAAAUAUAGAAGGAGGAUAGCAAAUUUAAGUAGCAAAAUCAAAAUCACUGCGAUUCCAUCUCGAUCCUCUUCUUCGUUUUUGUCUUCGAUCUUCAAUUUGUCUCUGCGUACUUCACACCAUGGCUACCGCUUCAGUGGCAUUUAAAUCCAGGGAGGACCAUCGGAAACAGAUUGAGUUGGAGGAGGCACGAAAAGCGGGGCUUGCGCCAGCUGAACUUGAUGAGGAUGGGAAGGAAAUCAACCCUCAUAUUCCCCAGUAUAUGUCAUCUGCGCCUUGGUAUCUUAAUGCCGAGAGACCUAGUUUGAAACAUCAAAGAAAAUGGAAAUCUGAUCCCAAUUACACCAAAUCAUGGUACGACAGAGGUGCUAAAAUUCAUCAGGCAGACAAGUAUAGAAAAGGCGCAUGCGAAAAUUGUGGAGCUAUGACACAUGAUGUGAAGUCAUGUAUGGAAAGACCACGAAAAGUGGGAGCAAAAUGGACAAACACUCACAUUGCCCCUGAUGAAAAGAUAGAAACUUUUGAGCUUGACUAUGAUGGAAAACGGGACAGGUGGAAUGGUUAUGACGCAUCUACUUAUGCUCGAGUCAUUGAGAGGUAUGAAGCUAGAGAUGAAGCACGAAAGAAGUACCUGAAAGAACAACAGCUUAAGAAAUUGGAGAAGAGCAACCAAAAUGGUGAGGAUGCUGCAAGUGAUGAGGAUGAAGAUGAAGAUGAAGAUGAAGAUGAUCUAAGGGUAGAUGAAGCAAAGGUUGAUGAGAGCAAGCAAAUGGACUUUGCAAAGGUUGAGAAGCGUGUGCGUACAACAGGUGGUGGGAGCACAGGAACUGUGAGGAAUUUACGUAUUCGAGAGGAUACUGCAAAAUAUCUUCUUAAUCUUGAUGUUAAUUCAGCACAUUAUGAUCCCAAGACCAGAUCCAUGCGAGAGGAUCCACUUCCAGAUGCUGAUCCAAAUGAAAAGUUUUAUGGGGGUGAUAACCAAUAUAGAAAUAGUGGGCAAGCUUUGGAAUUUAAGGAGUUGAACAUCCAUGCUUGGGAAGCAUUUGAAAAGGGACAAGAUGUUCACAUGCAAGCGGCCCCAUCACAAGCUGAAUUAGUCCAUAAGAGUUUCCUUAUCCGGAGUGAGGAGCUGAAACAUCAAACAAAGAAAACAAUUAUUGAGAAGUAUGGCAAUGCUGCUGAUGAGAACAAGCCUCCAAGAGCACUUCUGCUAGGCCAAACCGAAAUGCAAGUUGAGUAUGAUCGUGCUGGUAGAAUAAUUAAAGGCCAGGAAGCAGCAGUCCCCAGGAGCAAGUAUGAAGAAGAUAUUUACAUUAACAACCAUACAACUGUGUGGGGCUCAUGGUGGAAGGAUCACCAGUGGGGCUAUAAGUGCUGCAAGCAGACAAUACGAAAUAGCUAUUGCACUGGUGCUGCUGGUAUUGAGGCUGCUGAAGCUGCAAGUGAUCUUAUGAAAGCAAAUAUUGCCCGUAAGGAGGCUGCUACAGACGAUCCUGCACCUGUGGAUGAGAAAAAGCUUGCUACGUGGGGUACUGAUGUCCCAGAUGGUUUAGUUCUAGAUGAGAAAUUGCUUGCUGAUGCACUCAAGAAGGAAGAUCUAAGGAAGAGGGAAGAGAAAGAUGAGAGGAAACGCAAGUAUAAUGUCAGAUGGAACGAUGAGGUUACUGAAGAAGAUAUGGAGGCAUACAGAAUGAAGAAAGUACAUCAUGAUGAUCCAAUGAAAGAUUUCCUUCACUAACCUUCAAAAUAAUCUAUCUUUCAUUGAAAGUCAGGAGCCGGGGGAAACUAUUGAUUUUCAUGUAUAGUUUUUUAUGCAUCGGUUAAUCACUUCUGAUGUCUUUAAUGCCAGUGUAACAUUUUAUCAACCUUUAGAAGUUCGUUUGCUUGAGUGUUGUGUAAAAUGAAGAGUAAUAUAAUGGGUUGAUUGAAAAUUGUUAAA
Vigna angularis (adzuki bean) is the source of this 1989-nucleotide messenger RNA. RefSeq names its product pre-mRNA-splicing factor SLU7-A. The transcript has 9 exons. NCBI's taxonomy places the organism in Eukaryota, Viridiplantae, Streptophyta, Magnoliopsida, Fabales, Fabaceae. Bases 172 to 1788 code for a protein of 538 amino acids. Gene Ontology annotation, cellular component: spliceosomal complex. Gene Ontology annotation, molecular function: pre-mRNA 3'-splice site binding. The record is from RefSeq and is a predicted model, not a curated record. Gene Ontology annotation, biological process: mRNA splicing, via spliceosome.